GAGGUUGAACCGACAGGAAGAGUGGCGUAAACAUCAUUUGUUUCUUAACUUUACCCCAUGAAAAGUGAUGUGACGGGCCUGUUCCUUUAAGGACCACGCCGCACGCUCCAAUCACUUUCGCGUGUAUUGCCUCACUAUAUUUUGGCCAUUCUUCUUCAUCUCCAGACAUUAACGAUUGUUUUACCGCCUUUCUUAGCAAUCCAUCAUGGACAUAGAGGACGAAGAACAAAAGGGAGAAGAACAAUCUCCUGUUCAAAAGCACAAGAAGACGACCGAAAAUUUAAGGAAGAAAAAGAAUCCAAAGCAGUCAGACUACUUCAAGUGCUUUUACGAGGCAGACUACCUAAUUUUCAAAGGAUUUUGUUUCUUUAUUUAUGCUGCGUAUGGUGGUUUUAUUCCUUACCUUCCACUGUAUUUUAAACAGCUAUUCUUGGGCGCUAGUUACGCAGGGAUCAUUAUUGGUAUCCGACCUCUUAUUCAGUGUGUUGGAGCACCAUUCUGGGGAGUCAUAGCUGACAGAUAUCACGCGGGAAAAGUCAUAUUCUUGGGAAGUGUCAUUGCGUGGAUCGUGAAAGCUUUUCUUCUCCUUGCUGUGCGACCACACAAUCAACAAUGCAUUGAGAUAUACCUGAACGAAACAUCUAAUAUGAGUUACGUUUAUGCUUACGAUCUUUGGAACACAGAGGCUACCGAGGAACCAAAAUGGGUGGUUAUACCACUGCAUCAUCCAAUUAUGGUGGAAAAAAAUAGAAUUACUGUGGUCGAUACACAAGCAAACACACAAGCAAUCAAGGAUGAAACUGGCGAACUUCCCGAAGAAGUAUUAAUAAAGAAUGCGCCUCUUCAACAGAGGAAGCCCAGUCAUAAAAAUGCUUCCCGGCAUCACACGAAACCUAGAGGUAAACUGGGAGCCAUGACAGCGAUAGAGAAAAGAAAUAGAAGAAAUACGUCAAACCACGAUCUUGUUCAGGAUGCGGACAAAGAUAAAAAUGUACCUUCCAUACUUGGGGAAAAUCAGGUUGGAAAAAGGUUUGAACUUAAAUUUAGUCAUAUGGUGAAAGUUUACAGUGAAGAAUUAGAUGCCUCGGUAGAAUUUAUCACUCAAAUUGAUACGUACGAAAUUGACUUCAUGUUCGUCAUGUUUACGUUAAUUAUUAUCAUUGGGGAAUUUUUUGAAUCUCCGACCUACGCUUUGUCAGAUGCUUCUCUUCUCAAGAGACUUGGAGACGAUAGAGAGUACUACGGACGUAUUAGGAUGUGGGGCUCACUUGGCUGGGCCAUGGCGGCAACUAUGGUCGGACUUAUAAUCAAUUAUUCUACUUUCAAACUUUGCCAAUGGCAACAAAACAACUAUAUAGUUGCUUUUUUCGUCUUCAUCGGGUUUGUCGCAGCUGCAUUUGUAAACGCGUUGUGGUUUCGCUUUACCUACGAUGAAGAAAAAAAAUUUGAAGAUAUCGGAAAAGUUGCGCCAAUCCUUCUAAGCCUUCGUCACACUUCAUUUCUGAUGGCGACCUUGUACACGGGUUUCUGUUAUGGAAUACUUGUUCAUUUUGUUAACUGGGUUAUUGAUGAUCUAGGGGGAUCCAGUUCUAUCAUGGGGGCUGCGGGCGCUGCAAGAGAAAUAGCCGCUAUAAUCAUGUUUGCCAUGAGUGCUACAACUCUCCAAUCCCUUGGCGAUGUCAACGCAAUGGUAUUCUCUCUAUUAGCUUACAUUAUCUGCUUUAUUUGUUACUCUAAUCUUGAGAAUCCCUGGAUGGCUGUGGCAUUAGAACUGCUGGAUGGAGGAACUUAUGGUUUAGUUUGGUCCUGUUGUGUUCAUUACAUGAGUGAUGUUGGAACAAAGCUGGGUGUCGUGGAUACCACACAAGGGAUCCUUCAAGGAAUAUUCUGGGGACUUGGUAACGGUGGCGGUACUAUGAUCAGUGGUGCACUGAUCGAGUCGUUCGGCACUACGAACACGUUUCGUGCAUUUGCCUUGGGUGGUACUGUAGUGCUUGUUAUUCUCAUUCUUGCUCAGUACACGGCAGGUCUACUUGAGCGGAGAGAAAACAAACGUAAAGAGUACGAGUUACUCUCCGAGUCGGAGAGUGAUGGGUCAAAGAGUGAAGAACCGCAAGAGCAUUCAGAAGAGGGGGAAGGUGGAUAUAAAGGAAAACUGUCCAAAACCACUCACUGACAAGUGAUGUGCUGAUGGACUUUAUACAUUUGACAGUUUGACGAGCAGGCGCAGAGAAUGUUAAGGACCUGAGGACACAAUGAAACAACCAUCCAUAGUUUAUGAAGGUCCUCCGAUAUUUUUUUUUAACUAAUUAAUGAGGGAAAAAAGUCUGCAUGGAAAUCAUGAUUGGUGUACUUAAGCUGUUGCACUGGGGGGAAUAGUUUAUAUCAGUUGAAGGCGAUACAUACGACUUGAAUUGAAGAAAACAUUAUCAGAUUAAUAAUAAUUUAUUUCUAUGUUUAUUUGCGUUAUUUUUGGGAAAACUUUCUUACGGAAUCCAAUCUGGAAAUUAAAUUGGACCGGAUAUCAUUCAAUGCGAAUCCUUAUUGUGAUUUUUACUUAAUGUUUUCAUCCAAUUUUUAACAUAGAUUGCAUACGUAUUACAAAGUACCGUUAAUGGUGUAAAAUUAAAAGAACUGUUGUUGGUAAAUAAAAACAAGGGUCUCAGUUUGAUAGGAAUUAACCACUGAGUUGCCACGUCUAUCACAAGUCUCCCUACGCCUCAUUCUACUCUCAGAUGGCCUCACAGCUUUCGAAGCAAUGGUUAUUGAAGAAGGGAGAGGGUCACACUUAGACUACUUACCCUACCGAAAUGUUGAAAUCAAUGCUGUGUUCUACAUAAAUGGCAUUUUGCGGAAUUAGCAGGGAGGGAUUCAUGCCCUUUAGAUUUUUUGGAUAAAAAUUACUUGAUUUAUAAGGGUUGUACGAUGUUACAUUAACAGAGACGAGGGAUUAAGGGCACCUUAAGACCUUCCCCUAUCAAUUCCUUGGUGGAAAAACCAGCAGAU
This is a messenger RNA of Pocillopora verrucosa, 3006 nucleotides long. Its product is annotated as major facilitator superfamily domain-containing protein 6. Gene Ontology annotation, cellular component: membrane. The record is from RefSeq and is a predicted model, not a curated record. Lineage: Eukaryota; Metazoa; Cnidaria; Anthozoa; Scleractinia; Pocilloporidae.